AACAACUCAACGUAAACAGGAUGGAUAACGGCAAAGGCGUCUUUUCGGGUGAAAAAAUGGAUGAGUUUCGCACCUAUGAGGACUUUUUAGAUUCCCAGAUUAAACCUGUGGAUCUGUUUUACCUUGAGGAUCAGGAACUGGCCCGCCAGCUGGUGGAGCUGGGCCUCAAGGAUAGCAGUUUGGAGAGGGAGGAAUUUGAGACAAGAAAAGCAGCUGCCGAGGCCUCCAGGCUUGCUUCAGGAAGCCAACAGAAGAAGCUGGCAAGUACAGGAAAGGAACUCAAAGAUAACUUCCUGAGAGCCCUGGCAGAGCGGGAGGAGGCAAACCGCAGUGGGGAAAUGAAUUCCAUCAUUUUCAUAAGGGACCAAAAUGCUCGUGGACAGGAAAUAUCUGCGUAUAUAGACUACUCCCACCGACUAAAAUCUGAAGACUUUGAGCCAUAUUUCAGCGGAAAGAAAAGGCUUUUGCCAAAAACAUCUGACUUAAGCUUCUACAACUGGAGGACGCAGAAGUCCAAACACAAUAACAGCUCAAACUAUGAGGUAAUCACGGAGAAUCCAAGCGGUCUGCUCUUCAAGUGCAAGAACGACAGGAAAAUCUUGAAUGUUGACCCAGAGGAGCUAUGAGUGCAUGCUAUUUUGGAAAAGAGGCAACGCUGCAGACCGGCCUCUUUGAACACAAACUCGCCCAGGCUGCCUCGUUGAGGGCGAGAUGGCAGAGGCGAGUAUUGCCUGUGGUCGAGCACACCCCAACCAGGCCGGCUAUUAAAAACGAGGGGAGGCUAAGGAACCCAGACACUGAAACCGCCUGUGCACCCAGAAUCCAACCUCAGGCCCCCACCAGGCAUGACCUCAUUGCCCAUGUGGAUGCAUUCCUUCAUCCAAACUGGUGGAAUCAUGGCAUAUUAAACCCUGCAUUUGAUUUGUUUGUUUGUUUGUUUUUUUGUUCACACCCCAUUCGACAUAGCCAGCGAUGUGAACA
Molecule: messenger RNA, 981 nt
Organism: Danio rerio (zebrafish)
Lineage: Eukaryota; Metazoa; Chordata; Actinopteri; Cypriniformes; Danionidae
Source: RefSeq, a predicted model, not a curated record